AUGCUCCGCUGCCUCCUGCUCGCGGCCUGCGGCGCAGCCGUGGCCGGUCAGGCUUGCGGCGCUGCGGGCGCCGCUCCCGCUGCUUCGCUAACCGUUUCUGGCUGGUGCGGCGGCGCCGCGUUUGUGUCCGAGGAAGCGCUGCUGGGCUCCGAAUGCCUGAGCUCCGAGAUGGUGCCCGCCGAUGCUGUCUGCGCGGCCAUGAACAUGCGCUGGUGGGCGGCGGCCAAGGCGCUGCUGCCGCGGCUCGCUUCCGACGGCAGGCCCGCUGUGCGCUCGCACGCGCAGGCGGUCAAGGAUGGCUCCGCGGGUCUGAUUGGGCUGGUCCGGCGCGGCGGCUCGGACGCGGGGCUGCUCGUCCGCCCCGCCGUGUCCUGGGCACAGAGCCAUGAGGCGGUGCACGUGCGCGUCCGCUUCUCUCCCAAGAAGCACGGGCCGGUCUCCGCGUCGAAGAUCGAGUCGCCAGAGGUGCGCGUGGGGGCGGCGGCGAUUGGCUUCAGCGCGCACGCGCGCAGCGUCAACUCGGGCAAGCGGCUCGACUUUCGGCUCGAGUUGCCGCUCAACGCGAGCAUCGACGAGGAGAGCAGCACGCACGCGCUCGCGCCCGGCCGGCUGACGUUCCGGCUGGCAAAGGCGGAGCCGGGGCAGCGGUGGAAGGCGCUCGCGGCGUCGCCAGGGGAGGGAGAGGCGAUCGAGUACGGCCACGUCGGCGCGUGGUUCGAGGAGCAGGAGCGGCUCGACGGCGAGGCGAAGAAGCGCAAGGCGGCGAGGGAGAAGAGCGAGGCAAAGGCAAAGGAGGCGGCGGAGGCCAAGGGCGGCGAGGGCGAGAAGCCGGCGCCAGCGAGCCCGACGCCGCCCAGCAGCAGAAAGGAGAAAAAGAAACGGGCGAAGGCCGCGGGCGCCGGCGCCAGCUAG
This is a messenger RNA of Emiliania huxleyi CCMP1516, 912 nucleotides long. RefSeq lists its product as hypothetical. The coding region runs from base 1 to 912 and encodes 303 amino acids. The record is from RefSeq and is a predicted model, not a curated record. The transcript has a single exon. NCBI's taxonomy places the organism in Eukaryota, Haptophyta, Isochrysidales, Noelaerhabdaceae.